AUGGAGAUGAAUAUCGCCAGCAGCAAGAUAGUAGAGCUGGAGGGUGACCUCUUUGACGCCCCUGACGGGGCCGCCUUGAUCCAUGCCUGCAAUUGCGUUGGAUCCUGGGGCGGGGGCAUCGCCUUGGCUUUUCGAAAGAAGUACCCUGCGGCGUUUGAAGUAUAUAAGUCACACUGUCGCACUUACAGCAAGAACCCAAAGUACCUCGAUACCUCCGAAGCUGCUGUUAGCUUCGGCCCGAUAACCCGCAAUGUCCCGCUACCAGAGGGCUCUGCCUUGAUAAUCCCACCCCAGAGGAAGGAUUACGAAAGUCACCGGGGAAAGAAACACUGGAUAAUAUGCUUAUUCACGUCGCGAGGGUAUGGACGCCAAGUGAGCGGCAUUGAUGUGAUUCUGCAGAACACCGAGCUGGCUCUUGUAGAUCUCAAGGAACAACUCAAUCUACUGCAGUCCAGGGAGUCUGGGCCGGAGUAUACGGGAAUCCUGGAGCUUCGCGCGUGUCGAUUCAACUCUGGGUUGUUUGGUGUGGACUGGGGUUAUACGAGGGAGUUAUUGGAUAAAUCGGGACUCGAGGUUACUGUUGUUCGUCCGCCUGGCGAGUGA
Aspergillus puulaauensis is the source of this 603-nucleotide messenger RNA. RefSeq names its product ADP-ribose 1''-phosphate phosphatase (gene POA1). Lineage: Eukaryota; Fungi; Ascomycota; Eurotiomycetes; Eurotiales; Aspergillaceae. Bases 1 to 603 code for a protein of 200 amino acids. The record is from RefSeq and is a predicted model, not a curated record. Gene Ontology annotation, biological process: peptidyl-glutamate ADP-deribosylation. The transcript has 3 exons.